CCACACCCAGCUAAGUGGGCGGGAUUGCGGAGUGUGUCCUAUUUCUGCGUGUGGCCGAGCGGUCAGCUGCGGGCGCUGAUUUUGGGGCUUGGUUGCCAAAAGUUCUGUCUAGCUGUGAAUCUCAGCUUUCGUUGGAGCUGUUUCCUUCCCAUACUCCCAGGAUGAGUCUCCAGUGGGCAGCCGUGGCCACUUUCCUCUAUGCUGAAGUCCUCCUUGUAUUUCUCCUCUGCAUACCCUUUAUCUCUGCAACAAGGUGGCAGAAAAUCUUCAAGUCCCGUUUGGUACGGCUCCUGGUGAUCUACGGAAACACCUUCUUUGUCGUACUCAUAAUCAUCCUUGUCUUGUUGUUUCUUGAUGCCAUUCGUGAGAUCCGGAAAUACGAUGAUGUGACUGAGAAAGUGAACCUGCAGAACAAUCCUGGCGCUGUAGAGCAUUUUCAUAUGAAACUCUUCCGGGCCCAGAGAAACCUGUACAUUGCUGGCUUCUCAUUACUGAUGGCCUUCCUGCUGAGACGACUGAUCACCCUAAUUUCUCAGCAUGCUACCAUCCUGGCCUCUAAUGAAGCCUUCAAGAAGCAGGCCGAAGGAGCAAGCGAUGCAGCCAAGAAAUAUAUGGAGGAGAAUGACAAGCUGAAGAAGGAGUUGAAGCUGGCAGGGGUAGAGGUGGCUGACCUGGACAUCAAAAGCAUUGGGACUGAGGAGGAAAACCGAGUUCUGCAGGCUGAAGUCAAGAAGCUAAAGGAUGAGCUGACUUCUACCAAAAAAGCCCUGAAUAAGGCAGACAACGAGGCAUUGGCUAUGCGCAAACAGGCUGAAGGAUUGACAGAGGAGUAUGACAGACUGCUGAAGGAACAUGCCAAACUUCAGGCAACUUGUGAAGGCCGAAAGGACAAGAAGGAUGAAUGAUUCCUGUAUCAGUUGCACUGCCCAGUCUCCAUCCUGUUCCUGAUUCCUGUACAUUUGUCUCUUUCUGGCGGUGGGACUUAACUGAAUCCUCUGUCCCACAUCUUAUCCACUCCUGCCCUGUCUCCAAGAACCCCCCUGACGCUAUAGCUUUUGAGCAGAUGGUGGUCUAUAUUGCACCUGCUGUUUUCUAGGCAAGGGAUAACUGAUGCCUGUCACUGUAUCCCAGGGAGACUUUCCAGGAGGUGGGGUGGGGUGGGGUGGGGUGGAGAGGGGAUGAGGGCAAAAGGAGAAUCUGUUGAGGCUGAACUUCCCUAGCCAGCAGCAUGUCCUAGCACUGUGCUGGAGAGGUUGCCUGGCUAUCUCGGCAUGUGCUCUUAACAGGGCCUGCCUCUUUCAGCUGUAUUUGUUUUGCCAUGCAUUGGCCAGUCUUCUACGCCAUCCAAAACUGGAGAGUUCACAGUGAGUUUGUGUGCCUGAACAGAAAGGAGAAAGAUUGCCUGCAUGUCCAUACCCUCUCAUUUUUUUAAUAUUUGAGAUGAGGUGACUGUACAAAGCUUCUCAUUAAAUCUCUGGAACGGUU
This is a messenger RNA of Python bivittatus (Burmese python), 1485 nucleotides long. It is a transcript of the gene BCAP31, whose product is annotated as B cell receptor associated protein 31. NCBI's taxonomy places the organism in Eukaryota, Metazoa, Chordata, Lepidosauria, Squamata, Pythonidae. Gene Ontology annotation, cellular component: endoplasmic reticulum membrane; endoplasmic reticulum. The record is from RefSeq and is a predicted model, not a curated record. Gene Ontology annotation, biological process: intracellular protein transport; endoplasmic reticulum to Golgi vesicle-mediated transport.